AAUGAGCCACACGCGCACCACAGCUGUCAUCGCCGCGUGCAUGUGAGGUCGUCGUGACAGGUAACGCACCAAACUGCACUGCCGCAUCAUUCUGUGCCCAACCGUGUACACUCGAAAGCGGUAGUAGCGGUAGCUUGUUGUUUGAUACAUUUCCGUGCCCAGAGUUUGUGUUUUUUCGGAUGCCAUAAAAUGCUGUUUCACAAUACAUUACAAAUGUUUUGCGCAGAAGCUUGAUAAGAAUGUGUGAAGUGUUCUUGGUGUUCUGCGUAGUGCGUCGGUGCAUUGGCUUUGAAGCAGUGUGUUGCUCAAGCGUCCCAAGCGGUGCUGGUGAAACUGGAAGGUUGUGAAGGUCCCUCCAAGAUGUUCAGUGUCCGAUAAGCAGUGAUAAGCACGCAAUGCUACUGGGGACAGUAUUGGCGAAGCAGUGGCAAUUCUGUCCAUCAUGUGAUUUGUGCAGAUAUACAUCGGCAAAUACUGCAAAGGGGUCUUACUGUCGUGGCCAACUAGAUGAGAUUGUCUCUAGAUGGCCGACUAGAUGAGAAGAUCCAAUGAAUCAGUUUCGCUUGUGAAGAAGUGCCUCUUGCUACAUAAGCUGCAUUCAAGUGCGUGUUCUUAAAGUGUACAGUGAACCCAAGCGAUGUGUUUUGCUUUUUCGUUAGAAAUUCAUCUCAGCAUCUUAACAUUACGUACGUGGAAUGGUAAACAAUUGAAGAUUUCUCUGGCCAUACACACGCCACACAGUCCAGGGCGCUCGUAAACGAUCACGCGCCGUUCAGUUUCAAUUGCAGUGUUUGAGAGCCGUUGGUGGAGGUCAUUAAAUUUGCAUUAAACUGCAGUCCAGGAGCAGGGUGGUGCGUUCAAAUGCAGCUUGUCUGUUGUGGCUAGAGCGGCAACACAUUCCCGUGCCGUUUGCAAAGGAGGCAUUCGAAACAGAUCGACACGAGCGGUUGGGGCACACAAACUGAUCCCAGACACACGAUUGGCGCACGAUUGGUUCGAUUCGAAUCGAAGUGAAUUGAACAAGACAAGAACCAGCGCCUCACGAGCCCUCAGGUCGUCACGCUCAACGGUCGCCCAUGCUAAGUGGAUCAUCUUGCGGGACAUGGCUUUGAUUUGAUUACGGCGGUGUACAUUAAUAAGGCUAAAAGGAGACGUACAAAGAUGGGUAAAACCACCAGCAAACUGGAUAAACGACGCUCGCAGACACAUGUGCCCGCUAUCGUGUUUGUGCGUGACCGUGUCCCGUGUUUAGUGGGUGAAUUCUUUCGAUUGGGAAGUGUCGGAAUCUUGUCGUAUCCCCUCAAAAAAGCGCAAAAGAACACUAACACCGUUACGAAAAUGUCACUGUUCCGCUCACAAAGUGUGCUUUCCGCUUUCGAAGGCAUUUCCUGGAGCUACAAGUUCGGUACGGCCAGCCGCCGGAAGAAGCAUGCCGCCCUGGUUAUCACCUCGCUGCCGCACAUGGAGCUGGGCGAAUGGUUGCAGCGGCUCGAUCUGGCCGAGUACGGUGAUAAAUUCCGUUCGUUUAAGGGUGUGGAGGAGCUGCUGUUUCUUAGCGAGUCGGACAUCAAGAAGCUCGGCAUACGGAACAACGCGCACCGGGCCCGAAUCGUCAGCAGUUUGGUGGCGCUGCGGGAGAAGCUAGUGCAAGAAUCGCACGCGAAGACGGCGCAGCGGAAUGGAGCGGACGAUCAGCAGAAAAGGGCCCAGCUGCGGCACAGCGUGGCGGUGGAUGGGUCGCGCAGUGCCAAAACGGCCAGCACUGCCACGGAGCAGGAUAGCAUCUAUGAAUGUCUGACGCCAGCAAACACCAAGCAGAGUAAGAGCUGUGGCGAUUUGUUAGAUAUGGAAACGACACCGGACGGCGGAAAUGAAGCCGUAGCACUGAAGAAAGCGCUCGAAUGGGAGCUGUCGCUAGAUUCGCGGGACCUUCGAUCGCACGCCUGGUACCAUGGUCCCAUACCACGGCAGCGGGCGGAAGAGAUCGUCCAGAAGGAGGGAGACUUCCUGGUGCGCGACUGUGUUUCGCAGCCGGGCAACUAUGUGCUUACGUGCCGAACCAAGGGACCGACGCUGCACUUCGUGAUCAAUAAGCUGCUGCUCCAACCGGAAACCGUAUACGAGCGCGUGCAGUAUCAGUUCGAGGACGAUGCCUACGAUACAGUUCCUGAUUUGAUUACCUUCUACGUAGGCUCGGGAAAAUCCAUAUCGGUCGCAUCGGGUGCGAGAAUUCAAUUUCCGUGCAACCGAACGUACCCGCUCUCGUUCUACGCGGGCAAGUGUCCACAGAAUGCGGCCGGCAUGGCGGGCAUCCGUGGGCCGAGCCCGCUCAACUCUCCCUCACCCGUACCGUCGUCACCGGGCUUUAGGUAUAAUCCGUACACGCAGCAGACAAGCUCCUACCGCAGCCCAAUGUCAUCGCCGCCCCGCACCAAGCGAGAAACGCCGCCCCGGUUGCCAAGCAAAAAGCAACGCUCGCAGUCCCUCACGCCCCUUCACGGUGCGGCGGGCGGUCAGCAACGGUACAGCAGUGCGGACGGUGUGAUCGGGGGUAACGGGGGCGCAUCGGACGGUGGCAGUAAGUCAAGCAAACCAUCGCGACUUGCCGAAACGCCGGAAAAGUGCAACAGUGCGGACGGUGUCAUCCACAACAGUGAGUCUGGCGCAGGUGCCAGGCCGUCAGAGGAGAAGUGCUCGAGUGCGGAUGGUGUGGUAAAGUCACAGACGCUUACCCGGCCCUGCUCAACCGACCCGAAUGGGUUGGCGUCGCUGAAGGGUUCCCAGUCGUCGCUGCCCCGGUCGGCCAGUUUGCGGUCGUCCCAGGGCAAGCUAAGCUCGCGGGCGUCCAGCAUCAACAAGGAACCGAGCGAACACUCGCUCAGUCCGUGCCUGGAGCAGAAAGCGUUCGCUGAGGAUGAGGAACAACCGCCAAGUCCACCGCCGAAACCGAUACGCGGUGGCGCCGGUGGAACACUGCAAAGGCGUGACUCGAUGAAAGACUCCGACUCAGGGUCGGUGCAGGGUAGUGGAACGCAUGGUGGACGGGGUGGCAUGACUUCGUACCAUCCCAGUGGUUCCGAUUCGGGCAAUGGGUCGGGCGAUUCAGCUCAAAGCUCUGCCACAGGGGAGGAGCUGGCUCCUCCAGUUGCCCGUGGCGUUGGUGGCGUAGUGCUCCGGAAUCCACGUUUUAUACCCACGUCCUUGUCGUCGGUAACGUUACGUUCACACGCGGAAAUUGAUCCUGUUGCGGCAGAAGAAGCCCUACUUGCCAUGCAGAUCCCGACGUACGAGCAGGUGUCCCGGUACGAUCUGGAAAACUUCAACACACUGCUGCUACCGUUCUGUGACUGCAAACCGCUGGACAGUGGUACGCUCAACACGGUCCGGAUGAUGCUGUGUGAGUCGGGGCCGCGCGUCAUCGCGAACCAUCUGACGCGGGUGGACAUUGGAUUGAUAUUGGAAAAAGACGAAAGCCGCAAGGAUGAUCCAUUGAGCUGUACCGGGUUGGAGCUGAUCACGCUGGAGCAGGGCAAGCAGUACCGGUUGGACCUGAUCGAGCGGACGGAGUGUAUGAAGCUGCUCGUCGCCGUUACCAUCCUCACCUGCCAGAGCGAUCUCGAGCGGGCGGAAACGCUCAACAAGUGGAUCCAGAUAGCGGUCGAGACGAAAACUGCCUUGGGUAAUCUGUUCGGCUUUAGUGCCAUCAUGCUGGGCCUCUCGAUGCCGCAGAUUCAAAAGCUCGAAUCAACCUGGCACACGCUGCGCCAAAAGUUCACCGAUAGUGCAUUCAACUUCGAGGCGAAGCUGCGGCCGACGCUGAACAGCAUGAAUGACUGCUCCAAUCCCCAGGCACCGAACACGACCAUCCCGCACAUACUGCCGUACGUGCUGGUGAAGGAUCGCACCAUUAACGAUGUGUUUGCAAACACGCCGAGUCCCUGCCCGACUCUGAUCGCAUCGUGCGUUACGCCCUGGGAAACCAUUACGCAAGACUUUGGCUUUUCCGUGCUGUUCGCUCACCUGGACGCAGCGCGCAGCUUUAUUAACAACAUUUCACUCUACAAAAAGAACGCACAAACGAUCAUGCAGGACACGAGCCGACUGGAUCCGCUGAUGGAGGACGCAUUCAAGACUGAGUUUCAGAUGAAAUUCCUGUGGGGCAGCAAGGGCGCACUGGUGCCGGCCGAGGAGCGUCACGCCAAGUUUGAACACGUGCUCACGGUAAUGGCGGAAAAGUUCUGCGGUGAUCCUUCAGCCGGUUAAGCCUAACAGUGCCACCACAAACAGAUAGAGCAACACACGUUAGAGGAGUGUGAAUAGUACUAUUACUACCAUCUACACUACUUUUCAUCUCAUUCUCUCUUGACUCCAUCUCCACACACCAUGCUCUACCCAUACUAUCUACUACGAUUUAGUAUUUCUUCCACGAUCCAUCAUCUCUAUCGACUUCUUGCUAGUGGAAUUGAGCGGUUAGCGGUCUACUCAUUUGUAUGUACGAUAUAUUUAUAAUAACUACUAAAUUUAGCGACGGAAAAAAGAUGAUAAAACGUAAAGUUUACCGAUUAGCGACAAAAAACGAACCGUAGUUCCAUUCUACUUCACACAAUACUCAAAUUGAUAGACAAUUUGCAACCAUUUUUUUUGGCGAAGAAGAACAGUAUAUUU
Anopheles merus is the source of this 4665-nucleotide messenger RNA. RefSeq names its product breast cancer anti-estrogen resistance protein 3 homolog. The coding region runs from base 1162 to 4263 and encodes 1033 amino acids. Gene Ontology annotation, molecular function: phosphotyrosine residue binding; guanyl-nucleotide exchange factor activity. The transcript is spliced from 14 exons. The record is from RefSeq and is a predicted model, not a curated record. Gene Ontology annotation, biological process: positive regulation of peptidyl-serine phosphorylation; small GTPase-mediated signal transduction. Lineage: Eukaryota; Metazoa; Arthropoda; Insecta; Diptera; Culicidae.